Molecule: messenger RNA, 321 nt
Organism: Angiostrongylus costaricensis
Lineage: Eukaryota; Metazoa; Nematoda; Chromadorea; Rhabditida; Metastrongylidae
Source: the annotation of a GenBank genome assembly
AUGGACAACAUCCACACGAUGGCAAGACUAACUGAAGUAUCGCGAGAGCACAAAAAACCGCUCUAUCUCACUUCGAUGGACUUGAAGAAGGCUUUUGACUCAAUUGAGAUAGAAGCAGUCAUGGAAGCCCUUGAUAAUCAGGUAUUUCCUAUUCAGUGUAUAAACAAUCUUCGUGAGCUAUACAAAGAUUUCGCAACCAAGAGCUCACCAUUCUACAACGAUAUUAACAUCGACGUGGAAAGAGGUGUUAAAAAAAGCGGUACAAUCUCGCAAUUGCUAUUUACUGCUACUCUCGAGAACGUCGUGCGAACGUCGGGGUAG